This is a messenger RNA of Ramularia collo-cygni, 423 nucleotides long. RefSeq lists its product as uncharacterized. Lineage: Eukaryota; Fungi; Ascomycota; Dothideomycetes; Mycosphaerellales; Mycosphaerellaceae. The record is from RefSeq and is a predicted model, not a curated record. Bases 1 to 423 code for a protein of 140 amino acids. The transcript has 2 exons.
AUGCCGGAAUGGCUCAACCCUGUCGUCAACCCUGAGUUCCUGGUAGGCUCUCGGUUUGACAUUCGCGAGCAGGCCCUGGCCAAUGCCCGCGUCCUGUGGCCAAUGGUCGAACAGGAGCGGAUCGUAUCGGGUCGCGCCACCUCGGCUCGUGCACUUCCCAGCACUCUCGAGGUCGUGAUCACGAGUCAUGGGCGCUGGUGCGAAGCCGCGAUUGUCCACGGCGGAGAAAUUCGCAACGGGGAGGUGGCUCCUCAGUACAUCUUCGUGGAGAGCCAGAGAUUCGGCAGUGAACGCGAGGCGCUCUACGCCGUGUUGACGGUGACUCAGGUCAAGCUGUACAAGAUGUGGAGUGAAAAUGUUCAGCUUGCCCCGGGCACGAAUCGCUACGUGGACGGCAAGGGGUACGGAGCAUUUUUCAUGUAG